CCACGAGCCGUCAGAUGGGGGUUUGUCAGCGUGCUCGUUCACCUACCUGAGCGCGCCAGUCAGUGAAACUAGCCUGGACUUGUGGCUGGCGAGAAAGCAAGGAAAAUCCAAAUCAACGUAAAUGGCAGAGUGGAACGCAUACUAUCGGAAUGAGGAUGAUGAGGAAGAGCAAGAUGAAGCAGAACAGUCUGGAGGAGAAUACAGAAUCACAGGAAGAGACAGUCUUGUGUUGUUAGUUGAUGCCUCCAAGGAAAUGUUCAUCAAAGGAGAAGAUGGGCAGCCCUCAAACUUUGACAUGACCAUGCAGGUUGUGCGCAGUGUGUAUACCAGUAAGAUCAUCAGUAGUCACAGGGACCUUGUUGCUCUGGUUUUCUACGGCACAGAGCAGAGCAAAAACCCCAGGAACUCAUUCAAACACGUUUAUGUGUACCAUGAUCUGGAUGAACCCGGUGCAAAACGAGUGCAGGAUGUGGAUGCUCUGCGGGGGGGGAAAGGCGCCCAGUUAGCAGCAGAAACAAUGGGCAGCGGAGAGACAUCCUUAGGUGAUGCCCUGUGGUGCUGUGCCAACCUCUACAGUGACAUCAAGCUUCGCCUUUCACACAAGCGGCUGAUGAUUUUCACCUGCAGGGACCAACCACACAGUGGCGACAGCGUGAAGGACCGACAGGCCCGCACCAAAGCCAGUGACCUCAAGGAAACCGGUGUUGUUAUUGAUCUGAUGCACCUGAUGAAACCAGGGGGCUUUGAUGUCUCCCUCUUCUUUCGUGACGUGUUAAGUUCACCUGAGGAUGAGAGCGAACUUGGGCUUCAGCUGAAGCCUUGUGAGAAACUAGAAGACCUCCAGAAGAGGGUGUGGGCCAAAGAGCAGAAGAAAAGAGCCUUGGCCAGGUUAAGUUUAUGUCUGGGUGAGGGCUUGAACGUAGCCGUUGGACUUUAUGCACCUGCCGUGUCAGCUCGAAAACCAGCUCCCAUCAGACUUUACAGGGAAUCUAAUGAACCGGUCCGUAGCAAAACCCGGAUCUUCCACACCCAGACUGGCAGUCUGCUGCUGCCCAGUGAAAUAAAGAAAGCCCAGGUGUAUGGUAAGAGGCAGAUUGUGAUGGAGAGGGAUGAGGUGGACGCCAUCAAGAAGUUUGAAGACCCGGGACUGUUUCUGAUUGGAUUCAAACCGAUGGAGAAGCUCAAACUGUAUCAUCACAUUAGGGCUUCCAUCUUCCUCUAUCCUGAGGAAGAUGAGGUUAAAGGCAGCGCAUGUCUGUUUUCUGCCUUGAUGAAAAAGUGUAGCGAGAGGAACGUCUUCGCUCUGUGCCGCUGCAUCGCCCGCCGAAACUACCCACCUCGAUUUGUUGCCUUGGUGCCACAGAACGAAGAGUUGGAUGAUGGGAAAGUACAGAUAACACCACCAGGUUUCAAUGUCAUCUACCUGCCAUAUGCUGACGACAUCCGAACUCUCGAUACUCCUCGAUGUCCGUAUGCCUCACAAACACAGGUGGAUAAGAUGAAAGAGAUCGUCUCUAAGCUCCGCUUCAAAUACAAGAGUGAUGCAUUCGAGAACCCAGUCCUCCAGCAGCAUUACAGGAACCUGGAGGCCCUGGCUCUGGAUAUGAUGGCUCCAGAGGACAUAGAGGAUCUCAUCAUGCCAAAAGUGGAGCAGAUUGACCAGCGUCUGGGUCCUUUGGUUGAAGAGUUUAAAGAUCUGGUCUACCCUGCCAACUACAAUCCAGAAGUUAAACCAGCUCCUAAACGCAAAGCAGCUGAUUCAGGAGGUGGAGCUGAGAAGAAGCCUAAAGUGGAGGUGACAGACGACGAUCUGAGGGCCCAUGCGCAGAACGGCACCCUGGGAAAGCUGACCGUGCCUGUGCUGAAGGAGGCCUGUAAGCAGUUUGGUGUUCGGACAACUGGCACCAAAAAGCAGGAGUUAAUAGAUGCUCUGAUGAGUCGACUGGGCCCAUGAGGGACUGUAUCACACACUUUUCACAAACCCUAGAUCUGGUAGAUUUUUUUUACUUGUUUAAAAAGUAACUUGCUCUCAUUUGGGGGUUCUGUGCUCAUAUUAACCUCACAACAUGGCCUAUUUAGAGACACAUCAGGCACUGUUUAGUGUGCAACCAAAGAAGCCUUCUGUUCAGCUGAGUUAGGUUCAGUGAAACUCGACUCUAACAUUAGCAGACAGUGUGUCAGUCCCACUUUGCAUUAAUGGUUGAAGGUGAGAAAAUACAUUGAAAGUUCCUUGUGUUCAAAAACUGGUCUCUGUAUUUGUAACAUGCUUGUAAAAUGAAAAACAACAACUAGCGAUCACGUAUGUUCAUAAUAAUUUUCAUUAAUAAAAACUUUUUAUAGC
This is a messenger RNA of Melanotaenia boesemani (Boeseman's rainbowfish), 2341 nucleotides long. RefSeq names its product X-ray repair complementing defective repair in Chinese hamster cells 6 (gene xrcc6). NCBI's taxonomy places the organism in Eukaryota, Metazoa, Chordata, Actinopteri, Atheriniformes, Melanotaeniidae. Gene Ontology annotation, cellular component: nucleus; Ku70:Ku80 complex. The record is from RefSeq and is a predicted model, not a curated record. Gene Ontology annotation, molecular function: telomeric repeat DNA binding; DNA helicase activity; double-stranded DNA binding. The transcript has 13 exons. Bases 122 to 1954 code for a protein of 610 amino acids. Gene Ontology annotation, biological process: telomere maintenance; double-strand break repair via nonhomologous end joining; cellular response to gamma radiation.